AUGGGAGCCCAGGGCAGGGUGGUCUGCUCCCUGAUCUUCCUGCUGCGGGCCCUGGCUGAGCUGGCUGAGAACUCGGAGUUCUACUUGCUUGGGGAUUACCUCCUGGGUGGCCUCUUCACCCUCCAUGCCAACGUGAAGGGCAUUGUCCACCUCAACUACCUGCAGGUGCCCAAGUGCAAGGAGUACGAGAUGAAGGUGCUGGGCUACAACCUCACGCAGGCCACGCGCUUUGCGGUGGAGGAAAUCAGCAAUGACAUCAGCCUGCUGCCCAGUGUGCUGCUGGGCUACGAGAUGGUGGACACCUGCCACAUGUCCAACAACGUCCAUCCUGUGCUCUACUUCCUGUCACAGGAAGACUAUUUCCCGCCCAUCCAGGAGGAUUACAGCCACUACGUACCCCGCGUGGUGGCCAUCACCGGCCCUGACAACUCCGAGUCCUCCAUGACCGUGGCCCACUUCCUCUCCCUCUCUCUCCUUCCACAGAUCACCUACGGUGCCAUCAAUGACCAGCUGCGUUUCCCAGCAGUGCUGCGCACGGCGCCAGGUGUGCACCACCAAAUGGAGGCCAUGGUGCAGCUGCCGCUGCACUUCCGCUGGAACGGGAUCCUCGUGUUGCCAAGCAGCGAUGACUACGGCCGCGGCAACAGUCAGCUGCUCAGCAAGCGCCUGGCCCACCAUGACAUCUGCAUCGCCUUCCAGGAGCCGCUGCCCAUGCCGCAGCCCGACCAGACGAUGACGCAGCAGGAGCCUGAGCGCCUGGAGGCCAUCGUGGGCAAGCUGCAGCAGAGCGUGGCGUGUGCUGUGGCCGUGUUCUCGCCAGACCUGGCCCUGUUCGACUUCUUCCGCGAGGUUCUGCGCCAGAACUUCACGGGCGCAGUGUGGAUCGCCUCCGAAUCCUGGGCCAUCGACCCGGUCCUGCACCACCUCACCCAGCUGCAGCGCACAGGCACCUUCCUGGGCAUCACCACCCAGAGCGUGCCCAUCCCGGGCUUCAGCGAGUUCCGCGUGCGCCGCUCCCAGGUCAGCCGGCCCGCGCUCAACAGGAGCAGGCUGGGGGCCACCUGCAACCAGGAGUGUGACACCUGUAUGAACACCACUGAGUCCUUCAACUCCAUCCUCACGCUCUCCGGCGAACGCGUGGUCUACAGCGUGUACUCUGCUGUCUACGCUGUGGUUCACGCGCCACAGAACCUCCUGGGCUGCAACCAGACCGGCUGCCACAAGGAGGUGGUCUACCCUUGGCAGCUACUUCCGGAGAUCUGGAAGGUCAACUUCACCCUCCUGGGCCACCAAAUCUUCUUCAAUGAGCAAGGGGACCUGUCCCUGCACCUGGAGGUCAUCCAGUGGCAAUGUGACCUGAGCCAGAACCCUUUCCAGAGCAUCGCCUCCUACCAACCGUGGAAGCGGCAGCUGAAGGACAUUUGUGACAUCUCCUGGCACACCCCUAACAGCACGAUCCCUGUGUCCAUGUGUUCCAAGGACUGCCAGCCCGGGCAAAAGAAGAAGCCAGCUGGCAUCCACCCCUGCUGCUUCGAGUGCAUUGACUGCCUCUCUGGCACCUUCCUCAACCGAGCUGCAGGUGAAUUCGACUGCCAGCCCUGCCCAAGUUACGAGUGGUCCCGCAGGAAAGACACCUCCUGCUUCAAGCGGCAGCUGGCCUUCCUUGAAUGGCAUGCGGCACCCACCAUCACUGUGGUCGUGCUGGCUGCCCUGGGCUUCCUCAGCACCCUGGCCAUCUUGAUAAUCUUCUGGAGGAAGUUUCAGACGCCCAUGGUUCGCUCGGCUGGGGGGCCCGUGUGCUUCCUGAUGCUGACGCCGCAGCUGAUGGCAUACAUGCUGGUCCCCGUGUAUGUAGGGCCGCCCAUGGUCUCCACGUGCCUCUGCCUCCAGGCCUUCUUCACGCUCUGCUUCACCGUCUGCAUCUCCUGCAUCACCGUGCGCUCUUUCCAGAUCAUCUGCAUCUUCAAGAUGGCCAGACGCCUCCCACGCGCCUACGGCUUCUUCCGCUACCAUGGGCCCUACGUCUUUGUGGCAUUCAUCACGGUGCUCAAGACGGUCAUCGUGGGGAGCAGCAUACUGGCCGUGACCACCAACCCCACUGCCCGCACUGACCCCGAUGACCCCAAGAUCACGACCCUGUCCUGCAACCCCAGCUACCACCAGGGGCUGCUGAUCAACACCAGCCUGGACCUGCUCGUCUCCGUGCUGGGCUUCGGCUUCGCCUACAUAGGCAAGGAGCUGCCCACCAACUACUACGAGGCCAAGGUCAUCACCUUCUGCAUGACCUUCUACUUCACCUCUUCCGUCUUCCUCUGAGCCUUCAUGUCUGUCUACGAGGGGGCGCUGGUCACCAUCCUGGACCUCUUGGUCACUGUGCUCCACCUCCUGGGCAUCACCCUGGGCUACUUCGGCCCCAAGUGCUACAUGAUUCUCUUCUACCUGGAGCGCAACACACCAGCCUACUUCAACAGCAUGAUUCAGGGCUACACCAUGGGGAGGGACUAG
This is a messenger RNA of Balaenoptera ricei (Rice's whale), 2505 nucleotides long. It is a transcript of the gene TAS1R2, whose product is annotated as taste 1 receptor member 2. Gene Ontology annotation, cellular component: sweet taste receptor complex; membrane. The record is from RefSeq and is a predicted model, not a curated record. Lineage: Eukaryota; Metazoa; Chordata; Mammalia; Artiodactyla; Balaenopteridae. Gene Ontology annotation, biological process: sensory perception of sweet taste; G protein-coupled receptor signaling pathway. Gene Ontology annotation, molecular function: sweet taste receptor activity; G protein-coupled receptor activity.